AUGCCGGCUUAUAGGCAAACCCACCCUUCCCCGGAUUCUGAAUUUGUCGAAGCCCUAACGGACACUCAAUGGCGCUGCCGGAAAUGCGGCUUUAUCAUCAUGGCGGCAGUCAUGUCGGCAGGCGCCAUCCUGCACUACAAGAAAUGCCAUCCGGACGAGCAGGAGAAGCUGCGCUACGAGUUGUGCAAGGUCCGCCUUGAGCACAUCUCCGACGGCUGUAUGGAGUUCAUCCACUCGCAGCUCAUCGAGUGCCUGAUGUGCCACAUUUCGUUCGCCCUCCAUCGGCCCUAUAAUAUGUGCCGCGCCAUCCGCCAUCUCCAGAAGAAGCACCCGGAAAUGAUGCCCGAAACUCAGCAAGGCCGUCAGCCCGGAUACUCCCUGGCCAAUGUAGAGGUCCCCGCGCAAAAUGACCAUGUCGAGAAUUGCAUGCAACUCAGUGUUCAAGUCGAUGCCCAAGUUCAAGCUCAAUUCCAGAACCAGGAGAAGCUGCACAGGAACCCGGCCGAGGAGGAGGACGAGGACGAGGGGUUGCUGUCGGAGGCGGACAUUGGCCGGUUGAGGAUGAUGACGCAGGAGCAUUUUACGGAGAUUCGCAUCAUUGGCAGCGACUUGGUGCAGUUGUGGCACAACGGCAACAUUGUCGGCCAGCACUCCCUGGCGGAGGUGCUGCGCUACCGCAAUGGCGGUCUUCAGAAUGGCGGCCCGAUGCACGUCGAGGAAUACGCGGCCGAGGAGUAUGCCGUUGAGGAGGAAGUGAUAUCUGUCGACGAAAUGAUGAAGCCGUCAACUUCGGAAGAAGUCAUAGAGCUCGAUGAGGCCGAAUACUUUGACGACCCGGAAGCUCCAGUUCCGCACGAAGAAGGCGCCCUGUUCCGUCGACUCUACGAAGAGGCCAAGUACAACGAGCUGCAGACGAACCGGCGGCUCCGCGGCGCUCCGCCCGGCUACCAACGUCGUGUCGUCCAGAUGGCCGAGGAUGACUACAGGGUUCUAGAAUAUUUUGUCCCCGACGGGUCCUACGAGGUGCUUGUCGCCCAGCCGAAGCUCCAGAAAAAUGCU
Molecule: messenger RNA, 1059 nt
Organism: Mesorhabditis spiculigera
Lineage: Eukaryota; Metazoa; Nematoda; Chromadorea; Rhabditida; Rhabditidae
Source: the annotation of a GenBank genome assembly